CAAAAAUAAAAAAUCAACAUCUAAAUAUUUAUCCUUAGUCCCCUCAAAUAAUAAAAAAAAAGUUGUAUGGACAACUUUGCUCUAUACAUGUAGUAAAGAACGGACGGACCACCAAUUUAUCCAAUCAACUUUCAUUUCCCAAAUUGCACUAUUUAUCCUAAUUCCUAAAGUAGUUCUCUACAACUUCCAUCUUUAAAAAUCUCUAAUAAUAUGGAUCACCUAGGAGUAGGACUAGAAGAUGAAAUGAAGCAUGAAGAUGAUGAGCCAACAACGCCUAUCACCCGCGUAAGCAUCCACCCUAAGCAUAAUCAUGUGAUCCACUGUGUCAUAGGGUUUAAGAACUCCAUAGAUGUAGCUGCCUUAAAACAUGAGUUAUCCAUGUCCAUCAUGAUCAAAAUCCCACGCUUCUCUAGUCUCCUUGUUGUUGAUCCACAUGAUGGAACUGAACAGUGGAAAAGAACCCAUGUAAACCUAGAUAACCAUAUCUUCAUCCAUCAUGAGCAUGGCCAUGAGGUCCAUGACCAUGAUCAUGAGCCUAUGUCGGAUGAGGAUGCCAUCAACUCUUACUUGGCUGACAUAGCCAUCUUAGAACCCAUGAGUUUAGAUAAGCCUUUAUGGGAGUUGCACAUCAUGCAUGCACAGAAGUGCUUGAUACUGAGAGUUCAUCAUGCAGUGGCUGAUGGUAUGUCAUUGAUGUCAUUGUUGUGGUCCCUGGAUGACUCAUCAAUUAGGAAUGUACAUGAUGAUGGUGGGCGUCAUCAUGAUGUGAUGAUGGUGUCCAAUAAUAAGAAUUACCAUGGUGUUAAGGGUAGGAGCUCAAAAAAUAUGGGGAUGUGGGAAGGUCUAAUGUUUAUUUGGUAUAGCUUAGUAUCUGUGUUGAAGUUUAUAGCAAGGUUUUUGUGGGUGAAAGAUAAACAGACUGUGAUUAGUGGAAUUCAAGGGGUGGAGUUUUGGCCAAGGAAGGUGACAACUGCUAAGUUUCAAAUUGGAGAUAUGAAGACCAUCAAAAAGGCCAUCCCAAAUGCUACAGUAAAUGAUGUUCUCUAUGGAAUAUUAUGGUGUGGACUAACAAGAUACCUCAAUAGUCAACAUCCUACAGCUUUGCGUGAUGGUGUUCAGUUUACUGGCCUUUGCCCUGUAAACUUGAGAGAACGUCCAGGAGUUCAGGAGGUGUCCACUAUGCUAUCAGAUCUAACAACAUCUUGGGGCAAUAAAUUUGUAAUGCUCCUACUACCCAUUAUUUACUCUAAACGUGAUAUGGGUGCUUUAGCCUACACAGCUCGGGCUAAAGCGGUGAUGGAUCGGAAAAAGCGAUCAAUGGAAGCUCGACUAUGCUACAAAGUAGGACGCCUUGUUUUUAAUUGUCUUGGUUCAAAGGUUGGGGACUUGUAUUACAAUCUGUUUUCUAACACAAGCUUCCUAGUAUCUAAUAUUGCUGGUCCCGAAAAGGAGAUAUCAAUUGCUAGCAAUCCUGUAAAUUUCAUAAGAGUCACGUCUUCCAGCCAACCCCAUGCGAUCACACUGCAUAUGGUAAGCUAUGCUGGAAAGGCAGAUCUGCAAAUUCAAGUUGCCAAAGAGGUGAUACAUGACCCAGAAUUUCUAGCCAAGUGCUUUGAAGAUGCAUUGCUUGAAAUGAAGAAAGAUGCAGAUAAUUGUGCUGCCACUAAAUACUAAGUCAUAUAAUAUAUUGUGUUGCAAUGCCAAUAAAUGAAAACGGAUUUAUCUUAUGUUGUUUGUUUGGUAGAAAAAUAUUUCAGACAUUGAGAUUGUACCUAAUUAAGUAAUAUGUAUGAAGUAUGGGGAGCUAUGAUAAACAUCUAAUUGAAGUUGGACAUAGUAACAUUUGCUUCCAACUUCCAA
Beta vulgaris subsp. vulgaris (sugar beet) is the source of this 1860-nucleotide messenger RNA. RefSeq names its product wax ester synthase/diacylglycerol acyltransferase 7. The record is from RefSeq and is a predicted model, not a curated record. The coding region runs from base 211 to 1674 and encodes 487 amino acids. The transcript has 6 exons. Gene Ontology annotation, biological process: triglyceride biosynthetic process. Gene Ontology annotation, molecular function: long-chain-alcohol O-fatty-acyltransferase activity; diacylglycerol O-acyltransferase activity. Gene Ontology annotation, cellular component: plasma membrane. Lineage: Eukaryota; Viridiplantae; Streptophyta; Magnoliopsida; Caryophyllales; Amaranthaceae.